Messenger RNA from Chara braunii, 1240 nucleotides. Lineage: Eukaryota; Viridiplantae; Streptophyta; Charophyceae; Charales; Characeae. The record is from the annotation of a GenBank genome assembly.
CGGCUGCGAACGUGGCUUGUGAUGGUACGGAGGUUCUUGGGUGUGUGGCACGUUGCUUGAACGUAAUUUCUGACGAAUUGUACUGUACUUCAUUUUCAUUUCAUUGCUUUGGCGUGUUUGACGCGGGUUUUUUACUCACAUCACUAUCUACACUAUCUGUAUAUUGCACGUGUGAACUAUUCUGGAGUCAAACUACCGGAGUAAGUGAGCACGUUUGAGGGAUCCUUUAUGCUGGUAUGUUUGAUACGCUGCUAUGUAACCAAUCUGAGUACUAGUUGUUUUGGUGAGUACGCCGUCGGCCGAGAGGACAACGGAUGGCACGCUACGAUGACCAUCGCGACUACGGUCGCGAUGAACCACGUAGCUAUGGAAGCGACAGGCAGGGUUACGGGAGUGACCACCGGGACGAGCGCGAGAGCGGAGGUGAUAGACGAAACUUCGACCGUGGUGUGAGACGGGAUCCGGUGACAUGUUUCAACUGCGGAGAACUUGGACAUUACGCAAACCAAUGUCCGCAUCCUCGCAAGCAACCAUCGACGUCGAGCCGAGCGAGAUCAAUGUCCCCGGGCCAGGCGGGUCGUGGGGACAAUCCGCGUACUACAAGUCUCGAGCCGCUGCAACCCAAAGUCGCGGAGAUCGGAAAAAGUGUUGCGGCCGUGUGUCAGUACGUUGAGUUUGAACAACAAAAGAAAGCGGCCAAGGAGAAGCGAAAAGCAGAACGCAAAGAAGCUGCUGAGCGCCUUGAAAACGAGCGAAGGGAAGCCGAGUUGAAGAAGAAACGGAAGGAGGAGAAAGCAGGACUGAACUAGACUGAAACAGUACAUGGCCUGUGGACGGCCUGGUUCCAUAGACCGAACUCGUAAAUAGUCGAACAGGCCCUGGCUGUAGGCCAGGGUAGAUAGAGGCCCGCUGCAUCCGGUCCCCUACCCCUAUGAAUAUCAGCACUCUCUGCUAAAUGACAUAUGGCGGACACCGAGUUUGCCUAGGAAGGUACAUGAGGACAAUUGGAUUGAACGCAGGACCUCAUGAGUGUCACUUAUGUGCCUUACCAACUGAGUCAGCUGGCAAGGUACGCAGGUGGCAUUCAAGAGGACUUGGGUUCAAUCCCCACUGGCCUAAAGUACCUUCCUGGGCAAGUCUGGCGCCCGUUGUCGAGCGCAUCGGCUCCCACCUUUUUUGCAAAGUGCGGGAGCCCUCCCGGCCAUGUCAUGCAGGAGUUAAACAAAACAAAAUUUAAAUC